GGAAAAUAUCACGCCCGACAUGCUUGCGAAGGAAUGCGAUGAAUUUAUUGCGCCGCUAAUCAAUCGCACGGGCCCGAGUGUGAGUGUUGCGUUAUCGACAAAAGGCGCCUUGGAUCAACUCGAUUCGCUGCAUAAACUCGUGGGGCAAUUUUUGAACUUGCAAGAGCAGAAUUUGCGGAUGACGCGUGCUGCGAAGACGGCAAACACGUUGUUCGGCCUGAAAAUGAUACAAAAUCAGAUUAAAGAAGAUCCCGAGAAGUUUGUGGCGAAUAAUGUCAAUGAUGAGACCUCAGAGCAAGAUUUUGAUGCAGAAAUCGAACAAAAUAUGGCGUUGUUGGAGCAGAUUCUUGCUUCAGGAGAUAACGCGAGUAAAAAGCGGGAAAGUGUUAAACGUGAACGAAGCAAAAGCGCCAUCGCCGAAGACAUUUCCAUCGACUCCCCGCGCAAUUAUCCUCUUCGUCGUCAAUCUGCCAUCGUCGACUUCAAACCAAAAGUCUCCAAAUGGACCAAAGUCAAAGCGGCAUUUAAAUGGGAAAAGGCAAACGCUUUACCCGACAACGAUGAAAUGCAUCAAACCUCGUCAAAACCUCCAUCGACGCUCGUUGGAAAAACCAAAGAAAUUUCUCCCGUGAAUACUGAAGUUGCUCGUUAUUUGCGUGUUCCUUCAAUUCCUUGCACCGCAGCGAGUUCCGGAGACUCCGUCAUUAGUUCAUCGUCACGCGACAUCGGGCAAUCCCCUGACUAUUUGAGCUCCGACAGCUCUGGCGAUGAAAUGGAAAGUAAAAAAGAUCCCGCAAAAACAUUGCAAAAGCGAAACAGUCAGGAAGACAAGCGAAGUCGUUCAUUAGACAGCGAUCAAACUUUAAACGUCUCAAAAACGCAACAAAAACCAAAAUCAGCUUGGAGCAAAGUCAAAGGCAUCGUAAAAACGCAUCGAUCUUCCAUGAAAACCGUUUCUCGAUCAUCAACUUCGAACCAAAUAAGUCUCGAAGGAAGUCGUGAUGUGAGUCCUUGCGAAUCUUUGGAUUUGGGAAGUACUGCUUAUGAGAUGGAUCGAAACGACUCCUUUUCAUCGAGUCAAACAUCGCCCGGAGUGAGAAAUCCAACGCCAACGUUCACUUUAACGAAUCCCGGCAUCGAUUCAGGUCGUUUUUCGCCUUCUGUCGCGGGUUUUUCGUUUCAAGAUGACUUGCCACGCCCUCCGAUGAGACCAAUUCGGAAAAAUAAGCACAUCCCGGAGAUCCAAAGUCUUCCCGAAGGCGAAACAUUGAAGGAAUUAUUGACAAAUAUCACUCCAAAUAAUCGUAAAAUGGGUCCUCCAUCGCCGUUGGAGCUGAAAACAGACACAAGCGAUGCUGAAUUAUUCGAAAAUUUUCAAUCGCCGUCGAAAGAAUUCGUUCAGAGACCAACGACGCUCUCGAUGCCCAACAGCCCGAUGAAAUCUUUUGAAUUUUUCAUGGAUAUCGAAAGCGGCGAAGCCUCAAGUGUCGAUUAUUCGGAAUCAAGUACGCCCCAAAGACGUCUUUCGGAUAAAUCUCGGAGUUUAUUGAAGCAACGCGAAGAAAUUCAGAACAAAUAUGCGGAAUUGAAGAAAAAACUUCAGUGUGAAUUUGAGGCGAAACAAUCAGAAUGGGAUCGUUUGAGGCCCGUUUUGAGUACGAGUCCCGUUCAUAAUUUGUUUAAAGAUGAUAUUAAGGCGACAGCAGUGAGGCCUGUGGUUGAAGAUGAUUUGCCGGCGGAUUUUAAGAAGAAACUCGAUGAAUGGCGCACGAAAAAGGGACAACAAGGAAGCUUUAAGGAGGCAAGUCCUGCUGUUUCGCCCGUUAAAGAGCCCGAAAAGAAAGGAAAACCCGAUUGGGAAGGAUGGAAAACGGGACAAACAAAGUUACAAGGACAAGGAUUGGCGAUUUUACCGAAUGCGAAGGAUUUGCCGGAAGAAUUCCAAAAGAAAUUAAGUGAAUGGAAGCAACUAAAAGCCACAAACAAAGUCCCUUCGUAUUCGACACAAUCAUCAACUUCAGGCGAUAGUCUCAAACGCAACAGUUUAAAGAAGCAAAUCGUGAAAACAACAGGAAGUGUCUAUGGAGCUGUCAAAAAAUCACGCACCGUCGACGAUAUCGAGCGUCACAAGAACGAAGGCUUAUCAAAACUUAAAGCUUUGGUCACAACAGAGACGCCAAAGAAGGAAAUUGUCGUUCAAACCACAAAAGGCGUCUUGAAAUUCGAAGGCAUUUCACGGAAAUUCACGCGAAAAUUGUACGAAUGGGAAAAAGCGAGAGGAAUUGGUCCGGAAUCGUCAACUUUUGCACUUUUACAUCCCGGAUAUCAACCUGUUGUCGUCGAAUCAGGAGCUGAUGUUGCUAAGGAGAUUAAAAGAGAAAAAUCGCCUACAAUUCAACGAUCAUUCUCAUGUGAUAGCAUUUCACCGAACGUUUCGCAUCCAUCGAUUUCGCAUCAACCGUCGAGUUUGUCGCUGAACGACAUGGAUGAUCUGAAGGAACAAAUUCCAAGAGCAGAGAGGAAGAGCUCACACGUUGCCGAUGACGAAGAACCCGAAGCAGUAAUUGUCGAAGUCGAAGAAGAAAUGGAAUAUCUCUCAAGCCCCUUGAAGUCAGCGGGCGUUUCAAGUGACGAAGCCUACAUCGGACAAGACGAAGACUUUUUCAGCAUCCAGUUAACAAUCGAAGCGGUAAAAUCAGUUAGUUUUUUGAGUGUCAAAUGCAACGAAAUAGUAAUCAAACUUGAUAUCAAACAGAUGAGACAAAGUUUACAAGCGCUAAUCGACUGUUUGCCCAAGAUGAGCGUCUUCAUGGCACAACGGACAGUUCCCUUGCCUCUCAUUAAGCAGCUUUCGUACGAGAUUAUUCGUUUGCUGAACGAUUUGAUGGAAAAUAUCGAUGAGCGGAGGGAAGUUGAACCGAAAAUUAAUGCGAUUAACGAACGUUUCAACUCUUUGCGGGAGAUUUUGGAUAAAGUUUACUUACAAAAAGAACGAAAAUCAUCUCCUCCCAAAGCCGCUUUCGAGCUAAAACGUCAAAAACGCAUCCCCCAAUUGAGCGUAACGCCCGUUUAUGGCGCCCAUGCCAUCAGUACAGUCGAGUUAGAUGCCAAAAGUAAAGCUUUGGUCUCCGUAACGCCAACUUACGUCUGUACCGAGAUCAAAUUCAGCGAGCAACGAAAGAGUUCGGAUCGAGAUUUGGAUUCGGGCACGUCUCAACCGCAAAGUUCCUCGUUGGAAAGCGAAACGAAGGACAAUCGUCACAAAUUAGAACGGAAUUUAAGCACGGGAUCACGUCGCAAAGUUCGUUUACGACGCAUGGGCUCGCGUCAAAACAGCAAAACGGAGGAAAGUGCAAGCAGCGAAGACGAAGCCAUGAACAUUGUACUCGAAGCACCGCGAAAAGUCAAGCGAAAAACGAGCAAAUGCAACAAAAAAGCUGAUGAAGCAACAAUUUCGAGUCCUGUUGAUGCCCAAAACGACGAUGUUGUGUACGUUGUGAAGCUGAAACCGACUUUGGCGAACGAAACGGAAGUUCGUUACGAUUUUACGACGACCCCGUCGAAGGAAGGACAUGUCGAACUAAUUCCAGAUUCGAAGGAAGAUGUAAUUUCAGCUCCGUUAACGGCUUCUGUGUUGAUCAAAACGAAGAGAAAAAUAUUUUCUCCCGUGAAAAGUGACUCAACGGGCGAAAUAACGGAAGUUAAGGGCAUCGAAGUUGAAGAAAAUGUGAAAAAACCUCCGUUACCGCAAUCGCCGCGAGAACAACGACGCGUUAGCACGAAGGAAAUGGCUCCAAACAUUCGUCUCAUGAUCUCAAAAUACAACAAUUCGUUAAAUUCAGACACAAGCAAGUCUCCUGAAACGAAAAACUCGCCAUGGCAAUCGCCCGUUUUCGAUCGAAGAGUUCAAAAACAAGCUGCGGUGUUCCAAGAAGGCACGUUAAGCAAGUCAAAUAGUGCGGGAAGUGUCAAAAAACAAAUUUCAUCGCCCGUGCCGAGUCUUCGUUCGAUCAAAAAGUCCCAAAGUUCGAAGGAAAUCGAUGAAGAAGCGACGGGAAAAAAGUUGGAGAACAGUUCAAGCAGCAAAGAGCUGUCAAGUGAAGCGUUUUUCGAUGCCAAAGAGACUUUUGAUGAUUAUUACGACACCGUGCUGUCCUACGAUACGUUAAAAAAGAAGCUAAUUAAAGAUCUGGAAGCACAGAAGACCGUUUGUGAUGACAUUUGCAAGUUAGCUGACGACGUUGAGAAAAGUUGGCUUGAACAACGUCAAAAAGAUGCAUCCACAAAAGGCGCCGUUCGAAAAAUCCCCAAAGAAACGUACGCUCGAAGCAUUUCUUUGUUCGAAGAUCCCAACUCGGCGCCCAAAAUCACGAGAAAAGCCCAUCACGAGCAACGUCCCGCAUUUCAAACGAGCAUUUCUGUGUCGCCGGACAUUGUUUCGGACAAACCUCCGAAAUCCCCGUUGACUCAACGUGCGGAAAAACUCAGAAAAGCCAAAGAAGAGUUCCUUCAAAUGUCAAUUUUGCUCCCAAAUGUCUCUUCAACAACUGACGACGAGCCAAUUGACAAAGCCCUGAACCGUUUAAGUCAAAUAAGCACCGCGACUUGUAGCAGUAUUGACGAAUCUUUCAUCCGAAAGAGCAAAAGUCACGAAAUGCCGAGCGAAACAACGUCAGUCGAUCGUCAUAGUAGCCCGUUGCAAAGUUCCUCGUUCGCUGGGACGUCAAGCAAUGCCGGAAGUCGAUUCAAUUUGUCGGGACUUGCUUCGAAAUUUCGUCAAAUCAAGUUGCGGAAGAAUAGUAAGGAGCUGCCUGUGAGAGAAGGAGCCAUAACGGCGCUGUGUCGACAAAGCUUGAAAGCAGAUAUUACGGGAGAAAGCACAAAAGCGGAAGUUACGAGCACAAGUAGUCGAAGUAGCUUGAACGAAGGAAGUAAUGUCACGAAAUCCGUUAGUUCGCACAUUUUGAGCAGGAUUUUCAGACCGAAUAGAGAAAAGUUGAAGAAAUCGAGGAGUUUGGGACUGCUCGUUAAUAUAGAUGAUAAACGAAAGAACUCUAAAUAG
Molecule: messenger RNA, 5062 nt
Organism: Culicoides brevitarsis
Lineage: Eukaryota; Metazoa; Arthropoda; Insecta; Diptera; Ceratopogonidae
Exons: 12
Coding region: 20-5062 (1680 amino acids)
Source: RefSeq, a predicted model, not a curated record